Messenger RNA from Suillus clintonianus, 390 nucleotides. RefSeq lists its product as uncharacterized. Bases 1 to 390 code for a protein of 129 amino acids. Lineage: Eukaryota; Fungi; Basidiomycota; Agaricomycetes; Boletales; Suillaceae. The transcript is spliced from 3 exons. The record is from RefSeq and is a predicted model, not a curated record.
AUGCCUGCCGUCGGCCGCCCGGGUGUAUCUGAAAAGGUGGUUGCACAACCAACUGGCGAGGAGAAGGCAUACGAAGUCAAACUCUGGCUACUGUCAAAGCUGAAGGAGGCAGCUGUGAUAUCGGAAUCCGCUGUGCUCGAAAAAUUCAACCAGACCGUUGGGACUGCUGCUGCUCGGUAUCUCAGGGUCUGGGUAGCAGUCAAGACACUAUCAGCGGUCCUGGACAAACUGAACUGGGAUGCUGAACUGCUGGUAGCCGAUGUUCGCGGGAUGUCAAAGAGAGAUAUAUGGCCAACCCAAGCGCCAACGAGGGAGAAGCAUCAACGAGAGACAAGCAUUAACGAGGGGCUCGAAGAAGCACCGGCACGAACGAGGGAAUCGGGUCAUUGA